Messenger RNA from Macrobrachium nipponense, 1844 nucleotides. Its product is annotated as sodium- and chloride-dependent glycine transporter 2-like. The transcript has 11 exons. Gene Ontology annotation, biological process: sodium ion transmembrane transport. Gene Ontology annotation, molecular function: L-amino acid transmembrane transporter activity. The record is from RefSeq and is a predicted model, not a curated record. The coding region runs from base 406 to 1545 and encodes 379 amino acids. Gene Ontology annotation, cellular component: plasma membrane. NCBI's taxonomy places the organism in Eukaryota, Metazoa, Arthropoda, Malacostraca, Decapoda, Palaemonidae.
UUCAUCAUUGCCUACGGUGUCACCAUGCUGACAAUUGGUUUCUUCUUGAUGGUGGUCGACAUAUCCGUUGGAUAGUAUCUGAGUCUGGGGCCCACAAAUGCCUAUGCUUCAAUGGCGUCUUUAUUCUCUGGUCUAGGCUGGGCAAUGGUGGCAUCAUCCGGUCUAAUAAGCAUUUAUUAUGCUGUCGUUUUGAGCUGGACCAUCACCUAUCUUCAACACUCCAUCAGGGAAUGCUUUACUUUCGCCACUAAUUGCACCGCUUCCAGACCUGGCUUAACAGCAGCUUACUACAAAAAUGCAACGGAGUUUUUCAGAAAAGAAGUGGUUUACUUGAAAGACGACAAGAACUUCGAGAUCCACCCUCAAUUAGUUCUGAGUCUAAGUCUAACCUAGCUGCUUGUCACGAUGAUCCUUGUCCGUGGCAUUAGGAGUUCAAGCAAAGUCAUGUACUUCACCAAUUUGUUUCCGAUUGCUGUGUUGUUACUACUUUUGGCUUAUAGUUCCGUGAAGUAUGGCUUGAGUGUAUGGUACGCAAGCUCCAAUUUAUAUUUCUCCCCAACUCAGGAGAAGGCCUCCGAGCUGCCGUCGUGGGAAAUAUGGGCUGAUGCUGCUUCUCAAGUUUUGUUUACCUUGGGUCACAUGUUUGGAGGCAUCAUAACCCUAGCUUCUUACAAUGACUUGCGACAAAAUACCCUUCGGACUGCACUGUACAUCGUCUUGUGGGACACUGCAUUGUCCUUCCUCUUUGGGUGUUUGGUCUUCAUCUCCCUGAGUAAGUUGACCACUGUAUCGAAUGUAGGCAUUGAUGUUCUGUUGAAUACCACUCACACUGACUCGGUGGAAGUCGUCUUCACAGCGUACCCAGCUUUCUUGGCCGAAGUGGACUCCCCUAUUUGGUUUGUGCUCUUCUUCCUGAUGAUCUUUACACUGGGCAUCGAUAGUCUGAUAGGACUCGUGGAAACUGUCACAACGGCCCUCUUUGACAACUUCACCCGUCUAAGGAAUCGCUACUUCCCAAAUGUCUGCGCAGUCAUUUACGUGAUGUUUAUCCUUGGACUCCCGAUGUGUACAAGCACCGGGUUCGAACUCGUAGAGUUUAUGCACUCACACACGUGCAACCUGACCCUUCCUCUUCUUGGGAUUUCACACACCGUCCUCUUCUGCUAUGUAUUUGGAUUUGAUGAUCUGAUGACAAUCAUAAGACAGGAGUUGAGAGUCACAAUUCCUAAAUCUAUUGAAUGGUACCUGAGGUUGGCACUGAAGUAUAUCUCCCCUGUGGCAUUUUUUGGCCUUGUCAUAUAUGCAGCAACAAAAACUAAAUUUCUUACCCUGGGGGGCCGAAAACUACAUGGCAUGUACACCCCCCUAGGGUGGAUCCUGUCCAUCUCCCCAUUUCUCCUGGUGCCGGCCUUUGCCAUUUACAAGUACAUCCAGUUGAAAGAUAAGGACUGGCGUUUGCUUCUGAGACCGACUCAAGAUUUCCUUCCAGCGUACUUGAGGGAGCAUUCUAACAGGCCAGACAUGUAUAUAUUAGCAGACUAUUGAAAGCACCUUGCCUAUUGUCAGCAACAAUUCUACAAGGAUUUGAGAGGCAAGCAGGGAAGUUCUGAUGCAAAUGUAUCGUCAACAUAGACCUAGAAAUUCUCAUCUUGUUAUCACUACUCAAAGUGAUAAUGACUGAACCAAGAUCCAAGGAGUCACUCUGAACACUUUGGACGAGACACAUUUUCAUAGAAACUCAAAACACUUCUUCAAGCACACUAUUUAGCAUAGAGAAUCCUGUUGGACAAACUUGUUUUCACCUUGAAUAAAUGUGUCAUUUCAUAAUUUUUUUUUAUCAAAAC